This is a messenger RNA of Gavia stellata (red-throated loon), 3214 nucleotides long. RefSeq names its product sphingomyelin phosphodiesterase acid like 3A (gene SMPDL3A). Gene Ontology annotation, molecular function: sphingomyelin phosphodiesterase activity. The record is from RefSeq and is a predicted model, not a curated record. The transcript is spliced from 8 exons. The coding region runs from base 1 to 1359 and encodes 452 amino acids. Gene Ontology annotation, biological process: sphingomyelin catabolic process. Lineage: Eukaryota; Metazoa; Chordata; Aves; Gaviiformes; Gaviidae.
AUGGAGCUGCGGGGCGGACGCGCCGCCCGCUUGGCCCUCGGCCUGGCGCUGCUCUGCUCCGCGCUGGAGGCGGCGCCGGCCGGCCCGCAGCCCCGCUCCGCUGUGGGGCAGUUCUGGCAUGUAUCUGACCUACAUUUAGAUCCGACUUACCACAUUACCCCUGAUCGCACCAAAGUUUGUUCUUCUUCCAAAGGAGCCAAUGCCUCCAACCCAGGCCCUUUUGGAGACUUUUUGUGUGAUUCUCCAUAUCAACUUAUUUUGUCAGCAUUUGCAUUCAUGAAGGAUUCAAAACAGCAGGUUUCAUUCAUGAUUUGGACAGGAGAUAGCCCUCCUCAUGUUCCUGUAAAAGAACUCUCCACAAAGUUGGUUAUUAGCAUCAUUGGCAAUAUGAGUUCUACAAUUCGUAAUUUCUUUCCAGAUCUUCAGGUUUUCCCGGCCUUGGGCAAUCAUGACUACUGGCCACAGGAUCAGCUUCCUGUAACUACCAGUGAAGUUUACAAUGCUGUAGCAGAUUUCUGGAAACCUUGGCUAACUGAUGAAGCAGUUGGUACCUUCAGAAAAGGUGGCUUCUACACACAGCUGUUUGAAUCCAGCAAUAGCUCUCAACCACUCAGGAUAAUCAGUCUGAACACAAAUUUAUAUUACAGCCCCAACAGUGUAACUGUGAAUAUCACUGACCCAGCCAACCAGUUUGCCUGGCUGGAGGGAAUACUAGAAACCUCUUUACAAAAGAAGGAAAAGGUAUAUAUAAUAGGACAUGUACCAAUAGGAUACUUACCAUAUGCAAGGAACACUACAGCUAUCAGAGAGUAUUACAAUGAGAGACUGGUAAAGAUUUUUCGCAGAUACAGUAGUGUUAUUGCGGGGCAGUUUUUUGGACAUACACAUAGAGAUAGUAUCAUGGUCCUCCUGGAUGAAGAAGAAAAGCCAGUAAAUUCCUUGUUUGUGGCACCUGCUGUAACCCCAGUGAAGAAUGUAUGGCAAAUGGAGUCCAAUAACCCUGGUGUCAGAUUGUAUCAAUAUGAUCUUCUUGACUAUAGCUUGCUGGAUCUUUGGCAGUUUUACUUGGACCUCAGAGAUGCCAACAAGAAAAAUGAAUCGAACUGGAAAUUAGAAUACAUCCUGACUAAAGCUUACGGCAUUGAAGACUUGAAGCCAGAAAACCUAUAUGAAAUGGCCAAGCAGUUGUCUGUGCCACACAGCACACUGUUUGAGCGAUAUUACAGUAACUUUAUUGUGAGUUAUGACAAAACCAUGGUCUGUGAAGAGGGGUGCAAGACCUGCCAAAUAUGUGCAAUCCAAUAUUUGGAUUACUCCUCAUAUACAGAUUGUAUCAAUCGGGAAGCAACAUGGAGAUGAAGUCUCCGUGCAAUUUAUGCUGAUACUUACUUUAGCCUGUGAUUUAAAGAACCUGCUCAUCCUUUUGCUCAAGCACUGACAUGCUGACAGGGAGCCUCUGGGACUUCUUUGAAUUUCAGGGGAGUAAUAAAUCUCCCUAGAUCUUUCUUCUGGUAAACAUGUUUUCCUUCCAUGUCUAAGUAAAAGUUGAUUGGCUACGUAAUAGUGGCCAGAUACUUUGCUGUUGUUUCAAGUGUCCUGUACCCUCUGUAACAGGCAUCCCAGUAUGUGGGAACAGAAGUUACUCACUCAGUUCUUUGGAAAUCCAAGUCUCUUUUCUCAGGGCGUGUAAACGUAGGCAAUGCCAUUUCAGGCAUGGGAUUUGUAUGGGGGCAGGUUUCAACCAUCUGCUGUCACAAUUUGCAAACUGAAGUCUGCAAAACCCGCAUUUGCUGAGACUGGAGUGCAGUUAUGUUGCUGCGAUGCCAGUAGUAGGGAUCUCCCUGUGCCAAGUUUCCUUUUCCUUCUUAACCCCUUAAACCUACCUCUGUUUAGGGGCAUAUUCUAACAACAGCACGAAGGUGACUUAAUGGAACACAAACCUCCGUCCUGUGAAUACUUAAUGCAUUUUUUCAGAAUGUGUGUGUUUGCCCAGCACAAACUGCUUUUUUCUUAUGAUAGAGCUAUGUACAUUGGUACUGCUAUCAAGCAGUCUACUGGUAUGAGAUUUUGCAGUAGGCCAUAAAUCAGGUUUAAAUUGAUCAGCAUCACUAAUUAGACAUUAGCAUAUACAUUCUUUGUGCAGCACAGGUAAACAUGCAGUUGCCAUGGUUUUUCUCAGGUUUCUUUGUUUCAUAGAGCAGUCUAGUACUUAAUGUGAAGAUUAUUACAUGUAUGAAUUUACAAUUGCAUAGACCACUUCUUCCUCUUGUGAUUAAAUGUGUGCACAAGGUGAUAGUAUUAAGAAGGCCGUUUAUCUAGGGUGUAUAACCAAGAAGGACCUUUACCCAUUUUUCUGUCACAUCAAGAGCUAUACUUUUGGAACAUUUGGUCAAUAUAAUACCGUACAGACCCUACUCUAGAUAAUUUUAUUCCAGAGUAACUGGAGAUGCAGAAGUGGUUAUGAGACAAAUCCAAUUGCUAACUAUUUGUUUUCAUGAGAUCAAAGCCUUUACUGUAGCUGUUGAGGAACUUCCUGGUUUUGUUUCCACUCAAGCUUGAAAUAUUUAGCAGAAUGUUUCCGGACAAAUUUUCUAAGUCUGUAGUAUUCACAACUGUAGAUGCAGAUACCUCAGAUUUGUCAUGCAUCAAUCAUCCACAAUGGAAAUAGUUGGUUUGUUAAAUUUGCAUUCGGAAACAAAUCCUCCGGUGGCACUAAUGUUUAGAAAUGCCAUUAAUAAUGCACAGUAGGCAGUCCUGUAUGUUAAAUAUUGUGUUUGGAGAGGGUAUGGUGGGCCUGAAAACUCUUUAGAGCUAUCUGCUCUGGCCGAUCUCGAAUGUAUCUGGAUAUGUAAAUAGCCUGAAUUAAUGUGGGUUCUGUACAGACUGUGACUGUGAGGAAGUACCAGAAAGUUUCAGCGCUGAAAGCUGACGAUUCCCUCUGUGUUGGAUGUGUUUCUUGGUUGCAUUUCUCGUGGGUUUGUUCAUUAAAAAAUGCCUGUUACCACUAUCUGUUCUCCAAGGGCAAGCAAGCAAAGUUGUGGGCGGAUAGCAUAAGGGCAGUUGCAACUGAUGGGAUAGCUGAGCUUCCUCCACUUUGCCAGAUGGGUUUUGUUCAGUUCAGUCUUUGUGCUUUGAACAACUAUCUGUUUUCUCAUACUGGUUUGUUUCUGUGAGUUCUGCGACCUCUGUUUAAGCUUAAUACCUACAAGACAUC